This is a messenger RNA of Paramecium tetraurelia, 198 nucleotides long. RefSeq lists its product as uncharacterized. The record is from RefSeq and is a predicted model, not a curated record. The transcript has a single exon. NCBI's taxonomy places the organism in Eukaryota, Ciliophora, Oligohymenophorea, Peniculida, Parameciidae.
AUGAAGGAAAGAUAUUUUUCAUAACAUUGCUUAUGGAUACCAAAAAAAGAAUAUUAGUCUUAAGAUCAAAGGCCUGGAAUGAAAGCCAUAAAUUUGUUUAAAUAGAAGUAAAACUUAGAGGUAGAUAAUAUAACUGAGUAAAUUAAGAAAGGAGGAACAAUGUUGAAAUAGGAUUCUAAACAUGCAGAUGUUAUCUGA